UCUGUUACGGAUGUAAACACUGCUCGGUUCACGUGGAGGGAAAACCGACUAUGGCCUCGAAGCUGGAGCGUUUUGUCAGCCCGGGAAAAGGCAACGGUCUGCGGGCGACAGCCAGGAACAAGAAGGGAGAGCUGGUGUACUCUGCCGAGCCGCUGGCGUGCUGCGUGUCCAACAAAUUGGCCAGAGAUGUCUGCCACCACUGCUUCACACGACGUGGGACCUUGCUGAGGUGUUCCCAGUGCAAGAUGGCUCGCUACUGCAAUGUCACUUGCCAGAGACAAGCAUGGCCUGGCCAUAAGAGAGAGUGUAAAUGUCUGCAACGCCUUCUACCCAGAAUUCCCACUGACUCAGUCCGUCUGGCUGCGAAGCUCAUCUUUGCCUUGUUAAGUCCUUCUAAGAGCAGUAGUGAGGAGCUCUACACUUUGGAGGAGCAUGAAUCACACCUGAGUUCCAUGUCUGAGCAGAAGAAACAAGGUCUCUCUCAGCUGGCAUCCAUGUUAGAGCUGUACUUACAACAGGAAGUACCUGACCUAGCACAGGAAAUGACAUCUGCACUUCCACCUUCCUGCCAAGAACCCCUCAGCCUUAUUGCAAAGGUAACAUGUAAUUGUUUUACCAUCAGUGACGGAGAGCUGCAAGAGAUUGGAGUUGGGCUGUAUCCUAGUUUAUCUCUGCUAAACCAUGACUGUAGGCCAAACUGUGUGAUGGUGUUUGAGGGAACGAAACUGCAGCUAAGAGCUGUUCGGGAUAUCAACCCUGAAGAGGAGCUAACUAUAAGUUACAUCGAAACGUUGUCAUUGACUGAAGAUCGACGGAGACAGCUGGAGGCCCAGUACCAUUUUACCUGCCACUGCCAACGAUGUGACUCUCAAGACAAAGACGGACUCAUGCUUUCAGGGCAAGAAUCAACCUGGCGUCUGCUGGAGGUGGCUCUACCUAGACUGGAAGCACUGAAAGCAAAGUCAGGUUGGCAAACACUGCUUGAGAGCUGUAGUCAUCUGUUAUCAACUGUUGGUAGUGACGUGCCUGAUGAAAACCUGUAUAAGCUCAGGAUGACCGACAUGGCUCUAGAUGCCUCCAUUCACCUGGGACAAUGGGAGGAAGCUGUGCGAUAUGGGAGGAAAACGCUUCCAGUGUACAGACAGUACUUCCCUGAUCCCCAUCCGGUCCACGGAGUCCAGCUGAUGAGAGUCGGAAAGUUGCAACAUUACCUGGAAUGCACUGAGGACGCUUUGGACACAUUCAAACAGGCCUAUCAAAUCAUAAAGCUGACGCACGGUGACAGGCACCCCAUGACCAGUGGUCUUUUGAUGAAGAUGGAGGAAUGUCGUACUGAGAUGGUUCAACAUUCAUCCAGCAGUCACUGAGACACAGCCUGCACUCUUGUACACCUUAGCUUCUCAUAGUUUUAAUGUUAUGUAAUGUGUAUUCAUCAGUCCCAAUCAUCAGAUUUAUUAGAUUUGCAGAAUGAACAAAAGGUCUGAAAGAGCAAUAUACAUUUUUAGCUUAAUUACAUCUGAUGAAUGUCAGUAAGCCUACAGUCUGUUUUUUCAUUUUCUCACAUAGUUUAUUUGAUGUUGCUUUGACCUUCAUUUUUCAUUUUGUAAAAACUGAGUGAAAUUUCUUAUUAUGGUUCAACAAGACAUAAGUUUACAGCAAUGCUAGCAGCUCUGUGAGGCUGUAUCUAGUUAUAAGCAAGUUUUGCAUGUUGGAAUGCUAAUAUUUGGCAUUUAGCACCGAACACAGCUGCUGGUUUUUGGUCAUAGACCAAAGUAUUACACAUAAUGAAAUUUCAACCUGAUGGUGGCGCUAAAUGAGAAGUAAAGGAAUCGUAGUUCAUCUUCAGGGGGACAUGGAAGUGUGUAGCAAAUUUUAUAGUUAUCCAUCCAACAGACAAUUUUACUAAAAACCACAGAUGUCAACUUCAUAGAAGAAAAAAAGUCACCAAAGUCAUUGUGAUUCAUAGUGUGGGCUCUAUAUAUGUCUGAACAAAGUUUUAUAGCAGCCCAUGAAAUAGUUUUUGAGAUAUUUCAGUCUGGAACAAGGUGGUAAUAUAGGGGUUUCAUAUUUUCCUCAAAAUAAUACAGCUUUUAUGAAAUUACAUAUUACAAAAUAUUGCAACCCAGGGAGCAUUAUAUACCUCAUUCACUAACAAUCCCUUUAAAGAAAUAGUUCAACAUUUUGGUUAAUAUGCGAGAGUGAGAUGAGAAAUUAUAUAUGAAUCUCAAGUCUGUGCAGUACUAUGGAGAAAGAGCUGGGUGCCGAUUAGCCAAGUUUAGCAUGUAGUAAAGUCUGGAAGUACAUGGAAACAGCUUGCCCGGCUUUUUCCCAAGUUUAAUACACAUACAGCCCACUACUUAACACAAUGUGUUGUUUGUUUAAUCUGUAUCUGAAGGUACAUUAAAAGAUCGAUUUUG
This is a messenger RNA of Micropterus salmoides (largemouth bass), 2417 nucleotides long. It is a transcript of the gene smyd3, whose product is annotated as SET and MYND domain containing 3. The record is from RefSeq and is a predicted model, not a curated record. The transcript is spliced from 12 exons. Gene Ontology annotation, cellular component: nucleus. Gene Ontology annotation, molecular function: protein binding. Lineage: Eukaryota; Metazoa; Chordata; Actinopteri; Centrarchiformes; Centrarchidae. The coding region runs from base 51 to 1367 and encodes 438 amino acids.